AUGCAAAGAAGAAGUAGAAAGAUCAGAGCGGACGAUGUUAUAGAACUACUUUCAUCGAGUCAGGAAAACUCAGCUGGAGACUCAUCUAACAAUGAAAGCGACAGUGAAAGUGAUGUGGAAAGUGCAUUUCAAAGUAGAAUGGAUAGACGAUCCACCGUUCGCCAAACGAGACAAGAAAGAGCAAAAGUUUCUGGGAAACAGAGACAUGUCUCCGAAUCCGCUGAGGAAUCUGCUGAUAGUGAGGAUGGUGUUGAAGACUCAAAGUUUUCCAAAGUUGAUAUCAUACCUCGUUUACAAAGACCAACUACUAAAAAGCAGAACGUAAAGAAAUCUGCAAGAGAAGAGGUUGUUGAAGUAUCUGAUGAAGACAGUGAGAGUGAUAGUCCAAUACAGGUUCCAGAUUCCUCUCCUCACCGCAAUCCAAGAAACGUUCAUUCUAUGGAAUUGGACUCCUCCCCAAUAGGUAAACCAACAACUAGGCUAACGAGUUUACGUGAAACAUUUUCUUACAAUCCGAAAAAAGAGUCACCAAAACCGUCUAUAAGCUCUGAUUACAGAGAGCUAAAGAGGACUUUCCCAGAUAUUCCUGCAACUACAAUUAUGUCUGCCUUGAAAUCGGAGAAAACCCUCAGAGAUGCCAUGCGUUACCUAAGGAAACUUGAACCUUCUUUUAGAUCAAAAAGCUCUAAUUCCAUCAAGUCUCAGAGAUUGGCAUCACUAAGCGAUGCUAAUAAACGGGGUAGACUGAUUUUAUCGUCUCCUGUUAGGGCAGAUGUUCCUAUCAGCAAUAGGAAGGGUUUGCCAAAGUUGCGAGAUGCAAGACUGGAACGGGAGAGUAGAUUGAGAGAAAAGGCCAGGUUGAUUGAAGAAAAGAAAUCUAAGCAGAUUGAGUACGAGCGUGCCUUGGCAAGACAAAGGGCUGAAAGAGAGUCUAUCAAGUCCUCGAAAGUUCAGUUGGACAAUACUAAGAAAUCACUUAGAGCACAGUAUGUUGGCAAUAGAUUGAGUAAACAUCGUAAUACCAAAACACUGAAAGGUGAGACGUCCGAAGAAGAAGAAGAAAAAGAAGGUCAUGAUGAUGAUGAUCGUAGCGAUGAAAGCUUGGUUGAGUUGGUGGAAUCGGAUGAUUCUCAUGAUGAAGUGGCACCUCCUAACCGUCGUGGAAGCAAGAGAAGAUAUGAAGAUGAUGAUGACUAUGAUCCAUACUCAAGGCCAAGAACGGGUAUAGGCCGACAAGAUAGGCAACAAAAGAGAAGACAGGUUGUUGAAUACAAUGACGAAUUCAAUCUACCUGAAUUCAUGGCUGAUGAAGACAAGUAUCUGAAUAUCGAUCAAAAAAUUAUCAAACUGUUCAAUAAUGCAGAUGUCAGAGAUAUAAUUGAUUUAAGCAAUAUGACUCCAGAGCAAGCUACAGUUUAUGUGCAAAACAGACCUUACACUUCUAUAAGUAGUAUCUUGAAAGUUGAUGUUUCCAUGGGUAGGAAGUUAUCUAAAUUUGCAAAGUCUCCAAACGAAAGGCAUAUAGAAUUGAUUGGAGAGAAGUUGACUGCUUAUUCAGCAAUCGACACUUUGCUAAAACAGUGUUUUGAUUAUAGCAAGUCCAUUACGUCAGAAAUAAGAAAAUGGGGCGUCAACUUAAAAGGGAAAAACCUAAAUGGUGAAUUAGCAAUCACAAAUGUCGAUAUUGCCACAGACGAAAGUGACGAAGAGAAUGGUGGUGAUGAUAGUGGAAGCGCCAGUGAUAAUAUUGACCAAGAUGAUGAUGAUGUUGUUGUGAUUAAGAAGAAAUACAAGAAAUUUAAACUUGAUGGCUCUGAACAUGAUGAUGACUUUGGUACCUCGGGUUUUAGACCACGUUACAAAUCCAACAUUGACAAUUCUAAAGUUCCAGAUAAGAUUGGUUACUUUAAAAGAAAGCCUGUUCUUCUGUCCGAUGAGAUAUCCCUAAAAGAUUAUCAACAAGUUGGUAUUAACUGGAUCCAUUUACUUUUCCAGAAGGGUUUAUCUUGUAUAUUAGCUGAUGAAAUGGGGUUAGGUAAAACUGCACAAGUUAUAGCAUUUUUGUCACACUUGAAGAAGAAGAAAUAUAGAGGGCCUCAUUUGAUUGUAGUUCCUUCUUCAACCCUUGAAAAUUGGUUACGUGAAUUUGAAAAGUUUUCUCCAACAUUAAAGGUGAUUCCAUACUAUGGAUCCUUGGAUGAGCGAGAAGAGUUAAGGAAUGUUUUGUACGAGGAUGAUGAUUAUGACGUUGUCAUCACAACAUAUAAUUUGACAGUGGGUAAGAUUGACGGGCCUUUUCUGCAAACCUUGAACUUUAAUGUCAUUGUUUAUGAUGAAGGACAUAUGUUAAAGAAUGCAACCAGUGACAGGUACAAGAAGCUUACAAAAUUAAGAGCAAAUUUCCGUCUAUUGUUAACAGGUACCCCAUUGCAAAACAAUUUAAAAGAAUUAGUUUCCUUGCUUGAUUUUAUUUUACCGGAGGUUUUUGGAUCCAAGAUGUCUAAACUACAGCUGUUAUUUGAUAAGAGGGCAUCAACUAAAGUUGAAAAUGAACAAAUUCAAGGUAAAAACUAUAAUCCUUUGAUGUCUGAACAAGCCAUUAGUAAAGCUAAAGUUAUGAUGUCGCCAUUUGUUUUACGCAGAACUAAGGCCCAAGUGAUGACAGAGUUGCCAAAGAAGCAUACUGCAAUUGAAUAUUGUGAACUUGUACCUGCACAAGUAAAAAUAUAUCAAGAAGAACUCGAUGAGGUCAAUACUUACAGAAUUGAAAGAGAUAGAAGAAAGUUGUUGUCUGAUGAAGAACUCAAGAAACUCCCGCAUCUUGCUAAAAAGAAUGUGAAUAUGUUAAUGGCACUUAGAAAGGCAUGUAUGCAUCCCUUAUUAUUCAGGAGAUUAUAUACAGACAAGAUGUUGAAGCUCAUGGCAAGACUUAUAAUGAAAAACGAGGACUAUAUGGAUGCCAAUGAAACUUACAUCUUUGAAGACAUGCAAGUGAUGUCUGAUUUUGAACUCUCUCAGUUAUGCCAUCAGUAUCCGAAUGAAUUAGGAAAGUUUGUUUUGAAGCAACAAGUAUAUAGUAACAGCGGGAAAACUAAGGUCCUAGUAGACAUGUUAAGCAAAAUUAUUGAAAAAGGGGAAAAAGUGUUGGUCUUUUCACUUUUCACACAAAUGUUGGAUAUUCUUGAGAAGGUUCUUUCACUACAUGGAUGGAAAUUUUUGCGCUUAGAUGGUGCUACCGCUGUGGAUUCUAGACAAACUAUUAUUGACACAUUUUAUGAGGAUAAAACUAUUCCUGUUAUGUUGCUAAGUACAAAAGCAGGUGGUUUUGGAAUCAAUCUAGUGUGUGCCACAAAUGUCAUUAUCUAUGAUCAAUCAUUGAACCCGCAUGAUGAUAAACAAGCAGAAGAUCGUGCACAUAGAGUGGGACAAACAAAGGAUGUCCAAGUUACUCGAUUAGUCGUGAAAAAUUCAAUUGAAGAGAACAUUCUUCAUAUGGCAUUUAAUAAACUCCAGUUGGAUAAUAGUAUAAUGGCCCAAAAUACAGAAGAUGUUUUGCUGAAGACAGUCGAAGACCUUAUUGCCGUGAAGAAAGAACAGAAAGAUUCUAAACAGGAGGAAAAAGUUAUUACUGAAGAAACAGAUAACACCGAUGCUUUUGAAAGUCCUGUGACAUUAGAGUUGGCCGCCGCAGAGGAGGAAGAGAAGGACGAACCUGUAGAAAUUAUUGUUCCUGAACUUAAAAGCGUUAAGGGUAGAACCAGGCGGAACAGAAGGUCUGUCAAUUAUUUUGAUGGUAACGACCCAAAUGAAUUCAUUGAGAAAGACACCAACGCAAGGACAGAUGAAUGCGAACUGGUGGAUAUAAAUAGUGUACCCAAUAGUCCCAUAAGCACAACAGAGGAGGCCAAAAAUAACCGGAUUAGCAACAUGAACCUGCAACCAGUAUUCCAAUCCAUUAGUGAACCUAUAUCCUCACCAUCUAAGGUUACAGAAAGUGGUGAGAAAACAAAAGAUGCUGAGCAAGUGGGUGAUAAGGUCAAUGAAAAAACUACAGCCAACUCUUUAAGUUGUAUUUCUUCAUUGACCAAAGACUUGGUUAAACAGAUUAAAAAUGAAUUUAUAGUUUCAAAUCUUACACAAAAUGAAAAUGCUCCUAAGAAUACAAGUGAUUACGGAAGGAUGAAAUUACCCCAAACAGGCGAAUCUGAGAAUAUUGCCCAAUCAAAAGUAGAAGAAGAUUCAAGAUCAAAUCCUAGUGGCAAAGAGAACAGUCAAGUAAUUGCAGAAAAAAAUGGAGAUUCCAAGCAUGCAGAUGAUGAACACUCUAAUUCUUAUAAAGAUUCUUUACCAGAAAAUAACCAUCCGAUCUCAUGCAUCAAAAAUGAAGCAAGCGUGAAAGUUUCAAGCAACAGUCCAAGUGAGUUAUCAAAAGCGAACACCUAA
Molecule: messenger RNA, 4443 nt
Organism: Pichia kudriavzevii
Lineage: Eukaryota; Fungi; Ascomycota; Pichiomycetes; Pichiales; Pichiaceae
Exons: 1
Coding region: 1-4443 (1480 amino acids)
Cellular component (GO): nucleus
Molecular function (GO): chromatin binding; DNA binding; ATP binding
Source: RefSeq, a predicted model, not a curated record